AUGGGAUUACCGCCGUGGGAGACAAGUGAGAGUCAAACUUUUGCCUUAAUAACAGGCGCAAACAGUGGUUUAGGCUUUGCAAUUGCUUCUAGAUUAAUUGAUGAAUUUCUAACUUCAUCCGACACUCCUCCUACAAAACAUCUCAUUCUUAUCCUCUGCACGCGUACUCCGCUGAAGACACGAUUCACAAUCUCGCGCCUGCGUGCCCAUCUACGGAAACUCGUCGACUACUCUCAAUUUGCAAGCUCGCAACGAACGAAGGCUAAAGCACAAGGAAAUGUAUAUAAAUGGCAGGAUAUGGUGGCUCGGGUCCAUUUCCUUGGAGUUGAACUCGAUCUAUGCGACCUAAAAAGUGUAUACGCGGUCACCGACAAGCUGGUGAAUGGGACUGUUGGUAGCCCAGAUGCUACUACAAUGGAUGGUCUGAGUUUACCUGCUGGGUCUCCUGGAACCGCCUCGUAUUCCGCGGGUAUCCAGCAAGAUAGAUGGGCAUUGAGUCAGAAAGAAGGAUCUGAUGGGCAACAGAGGUCUUGGGGAUGGGGGUUAAGCGGAGUUCGCGUACCCAGACUGGAUGUCGUAAUUCUGAAUGCAGGUAUAGGAGGAUGGUCAGGAAUCAAUUGGCCAAAAGCUAUAUGGACUGUCAUGACAGAUAUGACAGAAGCUGUAACAUGGCCAACUUACAAGCUUGCGGAAGUUGGAGCUGUGACAAAACCGCAACUAUCCUCUACUAAACCAAAAGAAGCGAAAACAUCCGAUGAUGAAUCCACACAACCUUUACUUAACGGCGACAGUCCACAGGAGCCACCUCUUGGCUCGACAUUCUGUUCUAACGUAUUUGGACACUAUAUUCUCGCACAUGAACUGAUGCCUCUACUAUCACGAUCUGCUUCCCCUUCAGCCACUACCAGCGGAAGAAUUAUAUGGGUAUCCAGCAUAGAGGCGCAACCACAGCACUUCAAUAUUGAUGAUCUACAAGGUUUGAACAACCACGCACCAUACGAAAGCUCAAAGCGUCUUACGGAUGUCCUCGUCCUUUCAAGAAAACUUCGAGCAGCUGGAAAGAUCUCUUCUUCAUGGUUCGACUGUUCAGACGUUCGCGUGAAGGAACAUGAAAUAGAAGAAGGAGAAAACGCUGAAGAUCGGUCACCAACACAGUUGAUAAGACCCAAAAUGUAUGUGGUGCAGCCAGGAAUAUUUGUCUCGGAAAUCAUGCCCUUAAAUUUCAUCUUGGUAUUUUUCUAUAGGAUGAUUUUCUACCUCGUAAGAUGGAUGGGUAGCCAAUGGCAUACCAUCGAACCUUACACCGCCGCUGUAGCACCAGUCUGGCUAGCAUUGUCUCAAGAUGAGAUUCUAGACACUAUGGACGCACCAGCUUCAAAAUGGGGAUCGGCCACAGACUCAAGUGGAAAAGAACGUGUCAUCCGUACGGAAGUUCCUGGUUGGGGAUGGGAAGGUAAAACUCCAAAGACUAUUGAUACGGGAGAGAGAAGGAAGGGGAGAAAGAGAGAUGCGGUACCAUUGACGAGAGAAGCAAGAGAGGAUUUUGAGGUCAUGGGUGUUAAGUGUUGGACAGAAAUGGAGAAAUUGAGGAAGGAGUGGGAGGAACUUUUGGGGGUUAAGAAGUAA
This is a messenger RNA of Sclerotinia sclerotiorum 1980 UF-70, 1626 nucleotides long. RefSeq lists its product as hypothetical. Gene Ontology annotation, biological process: ergosterol biosynthetic process. The record is from RefSeq and is a predicted model, not a curated record. Gene Ontology annotation, cellular component: endoplasmic reticulum membrane; lipid droplet; mitochondrial outer membrane. Bases 1 to 1626 code for a protein of 541 amino acids. The transcript is spliced from 2 exons. Lineage: Eukaryota; Fungi; Ascomycota; Leotiomycetes; Helotiales; Sclerotiniaceae. Gene Ontology annotation, molecular function: 3-beta-hydroxysteroid 3-dehydrogenase (NADP+) activity.